GGAGGCGACCACGGCCGGGCAGCGCUCGGCUAACGGAGCAUCGGCGCCCAUAAUAAUCCCUCAUUAUAGCGGAGCGGGGGAGCGGCUCCUGGGACGGUGCCUGCGCCUCGGGCCGGCUCCCUGCGGCCCCGCCGGGUGCGACUGCGGUGGAUGCGCGGCUCGGCCCGGCCGGGCGGGGAGGCGGCGGCGGCGGCGGCAGCGGCAGGUGCCGGUAACGGCGGGGGGUAAAUGGCUAGCGAGAAGCCGGUGUCGGGGCCGGACCCGCAGCCCACGGGACUCAUCUCCGUCGGGGCCGGUGGUGGAGGCGGCGGCGGAGGCGGUGGCGGCGGCAGCGGCGGCGCGGUGAUGGGGGAGAUGAGGGCGUCGGGCUCCGGGUCUGUGGUGCUCCCGGCGGGAAUGAUUAACCCGUCGGUGCCGAUCCGCAAUAUCCGGAUGAAAUUCGCCGUCCUCAUCGGACUCAUCCAGGUCGGGGAGGUCAGCAACCGGGACAUCGUGGAGACGGUGCUGAACCUGCUGGUUGGUGGCGAAUUUGAUCUAGAGAUGAACUUUAUAAUCCAGGAUGCAGAGAGCAUUACAUGCAUGUCAGAGCUUUUGGAGCACUGUGAUGUAACGUGCCAAGCAGAAAUCUGGAGUAUGUUCACAGCAAUUCUACGUAAAAGUGUGCGUAAUUUACAGACUAGCACAGAAGUUGGCUUAAUUGAACAGGUACUGCUGAAGAUGAGUACUGUGGACGACAUGAUUGCAGAUCUCCUAGUUGAUAUGUUGGGGGUUCUUGCCAGCUACAGCAUCACUGUCAAAGAGUUGAAGCUUUUGUUCAGCAUGCUUCGAGGCGAAAAUGGAAUCUGGCCAAGACACGCAGUUAAAUUAUUAUCAGUCCUUAAUCAGAUGCCACAGAGACAUGGGCCUGAUACCUUUUUCAACUUCCCAGGCUGUAGUGCUGCAGCAAUUGCAUUGCCUCCUAUUGCUAAGUGGCCUUAUCAAAAUGGGUUUACUCUUAACACCUGGUUUCGUAUGGAUCCACUAAACAAUAUCAAUGUAGAUAAGGAUAAACCCUAUCUCUAUUGUUUCCGCACUAGCAAAGGUGUUGGGUAUUCUGCUCAUUUUGUUGGCAACUGCUUGAUAGUUACAUCAUUGAAGUCAAAAGGCAAAGGUUUCCAGCACUGUGUGAAGUAUGACUUUCAGCCACGCAAGUGGUACAUGAUAAGUAUUGUACACAUCUAUAAUCGAUGGAGAAACAGUGAAAUACGAUGUUAUGUGAAUGGUCAGCUGGUAUCCUAUGGUGAUAUGGCCUGGCACGUUAACACAAAUGAUAGCUAUGAUAAAUGUUUUCUUGGAUCUUCGGAGACUGCUGAUGCAAAUAGAGUGUUCUGUGGCCAGCUUGGAGCAGUAUAUGUAUUCACUGAAGCACUCAACCCAGCACAGAUUUUUGCAAUACAUCAGUUAGGACCUGGAUAUAAGAGCACAUUCAAAUUUAAAUCUGAGAGUGACAUUCAUCUGGCUGAGCACCAUAAACAAGUGCUAUAUGAUGGGAAACUUGCAAGUAGCAUUGCUUUUACUUAUAAUGCGAAGGCUACUGAUGCUCAACUAUGCCUUGAAUCCUCACCAAAGGAGAAUCCUUCAAUUUUUGUACACUCCCCCCAUGCUCUUAUGCUUCAGGAUGUGAAAGCUAUUGUAACCCACUCCAUUCACAGUGCAAUUCAUUCCAUUGGAGGGAUCCAAGUUCUUUUUCCUCUCUUUGCCCAGUUAGAUAAUCGACAGCUGCACGACAGUCAGGUGGAAACAACAGUUUGUGCUACCCUAUUGGCUUUCUUGGUUGAGCUUCUUAAGAGUUCAGUAGCCAUGCAAGAACAAAUGCUUGGUGGAAAAGGCUUUCUAGUAAUUGGCUAUCUCCUUGAAAAGUCAUCUAGAGUUCAUAUAACCAGAGCAGUUCUGGAACAAUUUUUGUCAUUUGCAAAAUAUUUGGAUGGAUUAUCUCAUGGAGCACCUCUACUGAAGCAAUUAUGUGAUCACAUCCUUUUUAAUCCUGCUAUCUGGAUACAUACCCCUGCAAAGGUGCAGCUGUCUUUGUAUACCUACUUGUCAGCUGAAUUCAUUGGAACUGCUACAAUCUACAACACCAUACGCAGAGUAGGAACAGUCCUGCAGUUAAUGCACACACUGAAAUACUACUACUGGGUGGUUAAUCCUGCUGAUAGCAGUGGCAUUACUCCUAAAGGAUUAGAUGGUCCUCGACCCUCCCAGAAAGAAAUCAUAUCGCUAAGGGCAUUUAUGCUUCUGUUCUUGAAACAACUUAUAUUGAAGGAUCGAGGAGUUAAAGAAGAUGAGCUGCAGAGCAUAUUAAAUUACUUGCUAACAAUGCAUGAGGAUGAAAAUAUUCAUGAUGUGCUGCAGCUGCUAGUGGCACUAAUGUCCGAACAUCCAGCAUCCAUGAUACCUGCCUUUGAUCAGAGGAAUGGGAUACGAGUAAUUUAUAAGUUACUGGCUUCCAAGAGUGAAAGUAUAUGGGUGCAAGCCUUGAAGGUCCUUGGAUAUUUUCUUAAACAUUUGGGUCAUAAGCGAAAGGUUGAAAUCAUGCAUACUCACAGUCUUUUCACACUUCUUGGAGAAAGGUUGAUGCUGCAUACAAAUACAGUGACCGUUACAACAUAUAACACGCUUUAUGAGAUUUUGACAGAACAAGUAUGCACACAAGUUGUUCAUAAACCACAUCCAGAGCCAGAUUCGACAGUGAAAAUUCAGAAUCCAAUGAUUCUUAAGGUGGUGGCAACGCUGUUAAAAAACUCCACGCCAAGUGCCGAGCUGAUGGAAGUUCGACGAUUGUUCUUGUCUGAUAUGAUAAAACUCUUUAGUAAUAGCCGUGAAAACAGAAGAUGUUUACUUCAGUGUUCAGUGUGGCAGGACUGGAUGUUUUCUCUGGGAUACAUUAACCCAAAGAACUCUGAAGAGCAGAAGAUCACAGAGAUGGUUUACAACAUUUUCCGUAUUCUCUUGUAUCAUGCAAUAAAAUAUGAAUGGGGAGGCUGGAGAGUGUGGGUGGAUACUCUUUCUAUAGCUCAUUCCAAGGUCACAUAUGAGGCUCACAAGGAAUAUCUAGCAAAAAUGUAUGAAGAGUAUCAAAGGCAAGAGGAAGAAAACAUAAAAAAGGGGAAGAAGGGGAAUGUAAGCACCAUCUCAGGUCUUUCCUCUCAGACAACUGGAGCAAAAGGUGGCAUGGAAAUUCGAGAGAUAGAAGAUCUUUCACAAAGUCAGAGUCCAGAAAGUGAAACAGAUUACCCCGUCAGUACAGAUACAAGGGACUUGCUCAUGGCUUCAAAGGUGUCAGAUGAUGUGCUUGGAACUGCUGAGAGACCCGGGGGAGGAGGAGUGCAUGUGGAAGUUCAUGAUCUUUUAGUUGAUAUAAAAGCUGAAAAAGUAGAAGCUACUGAAGUAAAACUUGAUGAUAUGGAUUUAUCACCAGAGACACUGGUAACUGGAGAAAAUGGUGCACUUGUAGAAGUUGAAUCUCUUCUAGAUAAUGUAUAUAGUGCAGCUGUUGAGAAGCUCCAAAACAAUGUUCAUGGAAGCGUGGGUAUUAUUAAGAAGAAUGAGGAGAAAGAUAAUGGUCCAUUAAUAACUUUGGCUGAUGAGAAAGAUGAACCUUCUACUAACAAUACCUCAUUUCUCUUUGAUAAAAUACCUAGUCAAGAGGAGAAACUUCUACCUGAACUUUCAAGUAAUCACAUUUCUAUUCCAAAUGUUCAAGAGACACCGAUGCAUCUUGGUGUAAAUGAUGAUUUGGGAUUGCUUGCUCAUAUGACGGGUAGUGUAGAUAUAACUUGUGCUUCAAAUAUAAUAGAGGACAAGGAGUUCAAGAUUCACACAACUUCAGAUGGAAUGAGUAGCAUUUCUGAAAGGGAGUUGUCUUCAUCAUCUAAAGGAUUAGAAUAUGCUGAAAUGACUGCCACAACUCUUGAGACAGAGUCUUCUGGUAGCAAAACUGUACCUAGUGUUGAUGCAGGAAGUAUAAUAUCAGAUACAGAAAGAUCUGAUGAUGGUAAGGAAGCAGGGAAGGAGAUAAGGAAGAUCCAGACAACUACCACAACUCAGGCAGUACAGGGUCGAUCUGUCACCCAGCAAGACCGGGAUUUACGUGUUGACUUGGGAUUCCGAGGAAUGCCAAUGACGGAAGAGCAGCGACGGCAGUUUAGUCCAGGUCCACGCACAACUAUGUUUCGUAUUCCAGAGUUUAAAUGGUCUCCCAUGCACCAGCGUCUCCUGACAGACUUGCUUUUUGCACUAGAAACAGACGUACAUGUUUGGAGAAGUCACUCCACGAAGUCUGUGAUGGACUUUGUCAAUAGCAAUGAAAAUAUUAUUUUUGUACACAACACAAUACACCUCAUUUCCCAGAUGGUAGACAAUAUUAUUAUUGCUUGUGGAGGAAUUUUACCAUUGCUGUCAGCAGCCACAUCCCCAACUGGUUCUAAGACUGAAUUGGAAAAUAUUGAAGUGACGCAAGGAAUGUCAGCAGAGACAGCAGUAACGUUUCUCAGCCGUCUGAUGGCAAUGGUUGAUGUACUAGUAUUUGCCAGUUCUCUAAAUUUUAGUGAGAUUGAAGCUGAAAAAAACAUGUCUUCUGGAGGUCUAAUGCGACAAUGCCUAAGGCUUGUUUGUUGUGUGGCUGUGAGAAACUGCUUAGAAUGUCGGCAAAGGCAAAGAGAGAGAGUGAACAAGACGUCAUUAAUUGGCAGUAAAACUCAAGAUGCACUACAGGGUGUAACUUCAGCAGCAGCAGCCAAGACUCCCCUUGAAAAUGUCCCUGGCAACCUUUCUCCCAUAAAAGACCCUGAUAGGCUUCUUCAGGAUGUUGAUAUUAAUCGUCUACGAGCAGUUGUUUUUCGUGAUGUGGACGACAGCAAACAGGCUCAGUUCUUAGCUUUGGCAGUAGUCUACUUUAUUUCUGUUCUGAUGGUCUCCAAAUACCGUGAUAUACUGGAACCCCAACGAGAAACUGCGAGGUCUGGGAGCCAGGCAGGUAGAAAUAUCAGACAAGAAAUAAAUUCACCAACAAGUACAGUUGUGGUCAUACCAUCUAUCCCUCACCCAAGUUUGAACCAUGGAUUCCUUGCCAAGUUAAUUCCUGAGCAGAGCUUUGCCCACUCAUUUUACAAAGAGACACCAACUGUAUUUCCAGAAAAUAUUAAAGACAAAGAAACACCCACACCAGUUGAAGAUAUUCAGCUGGAAAGCUCUAUUCCUCAUACAGAUUCUGGAAUUGGAGAUGAACAGAUGCCCAAUAUUUUGAAUGGGACAGACUUGGAGACCAGCACAGGCCCUGAUGCUAUGAGUGAGCUGUUAUCUACUUUGUCUUCGGAAGUGAAAAAAUCUCAGGAGAGCUUAACAGAAAGCCCCAGUGAAAUUCUGAAACCUGCAUCUUCGAUAUCCAGUAUCAGCCAAAGUAAAGGCAUCAAUGUCAAAGAAAUACUGAAAAGCCUUGUGGCAGCCCCUGUUGAAAUUGCAGAAUGUGGCCCGGAUCCAAUCCCUUACCCAGAUCCUGCACUGAAGAGAGAAGCUCAGGCUAUUCUUCCCAUGCAGUUUCACUCGUUUGACAGGAGUGUGGUUGUACCAGUAAAGAAACCCCCUCCAGGUAGUCUGGCUGUUACCACUGUCGGAGCUGCCACAGCUGGGAGCGGACUGCCACCGGGUAGUACACCUAAUAUAUUUGCUGCAACAGGAGCUACACCAAAAAGUAUGAUUAAUACAACAGGUGCAGUGGACUCAGGAUCUUCUUCUUCCUCUUCAUCAUCCAGCUUUGUGAAUGGUGCUACCAGCAAAAAUCUCCCAGCUGUCCAAACUGUUGCUCCAAUGCCAGAGGAUUCAGCUGAAAAUAUGAGUAUCACUGCAAAGCUUGAAAGAGCCUUAGAAAAAGUGGCCCCUCUCCUGCGAGAAAUUUUUGUUGAUUUUGCCCCUUUCCUGUCCCGAACAUUGUUGGGCAGUCAUGGACAAGAGCUAUUGAUUGAAGGUCUGGUUUGUAUGAAGUCAAGUACUUCAGUGGUUGAACUGGUUAUGCUGCUUUGUUCACAGGAAUGGCAAAAUUCUAUUCAGAAGAAUGCAGGACUUGCAUUUAUUGAGCUCAUCAAUGAAGGAAGAUUAUUAUGUCAUGCAAUGAAAGACCAUAUAGUGCGUGUCGCAAACGAAGCAGAAUUUAUUUUGAACCGACAAAGAGCUGAAGAUGUCCACAAGCAUGCUGAGUUUGAGUCGCAGUGUGCUCAGUAUGCUGCUGACAGAAGAGAGGAGGAGAAGAUGUGUGAUCACCUCAUCAGUGCUGCUAAGCAUCGGGAUCAUGUUACAGCCAAUCAGCUGAAACAGAAGAUACUCAACAUACUAACAAAUAAACAUGGUGCCUGGGGAGCCGUUUCUCACAGCCAACUGCAUGACUUCUGGCGCUUGGAUUACUGGGAAGAUGAUUUGCGCCGACGGAGGCGAUUUGUUCGUAAUGCUUUUGGGUCUACUCAUGCUGAUGCUCUCCUAAAAGCUGCUGUGGAAUAUGUCAAUAGGAGACAUGACAGGCUUUCAGGCAACGGGCUCAGGUUUCUGCAAGACUUUGGGCUACUUGCAAGGGUUAAGUCAACAGGAUCAGAUUGUGGGAAUCUCUUCAAUAUAGGUGAUUCCUUGUCUUUCACAAAGCAAAUGGAACUGGUCCUCGCCUAUACUGAAGGCCUCCAUGGAAAAUGGAUGUUCAGCGAGAUUCGGGCUGUCUUUUCAAGACGUUAUCUUCUCCAGAACACAGCUUUGGAAGUGUUUAUGGCAAACAGAACUUCUGUUAUGUUUAAUUUUCCUGACCAAGCAACAGUGAAAAAAGUUGUGUACAGCUUACCACGUGUUGGAGUAGGAACCAGCUAUGGUUUGCCACAAGCCAGGAGAAUCUCUCUAGCCACACCCCGACAGCUUUAUAAAUCCUCCAACAUGACUCAGCGCUGGCAGAGACGGGAGAUAUCUAACUUCGAAUACUUGAUGUUCCUCAAUACUAUAGCAGGACGAACAUACAAUGAUCUGAACCAAUAUCCUGUAUUUCCUUGGGUUUUAACAAACUAUGAAUCAGAAGAGUUAGACCUGACCCUUCCAGGCAACUUCAGAGAUCUUUCAAAGCCUAUUGGGGCUUUGAACCCAAAGAGAGCAGUCUUCUAUGCAGAACGGUAUGAGACAUGGGAAGAUGAUCAGACUCCACCUUAUCAUUACAACACCCACUACUCUACAUCUACUUCUACAUUGGCUUGGCUUGUUCGUAUUGAGCCCUUUACAACAUUCUUUCUAAAUGCAAAUGAUGGCAAGUUUGACCACCCAGAUCGAACCUUCUCUUCAGUGGCCAGGUCCUGGAGGAACAGCCAAAGAGAUACCUCAGAUGUGAAGGAGUUAAUUCCAGAAUUUUACUACCUACCAGAGAUGUUUGUCAACAGUAAUGGCUAUAAUCUGGGAAUCAGGGAAGAUGAAAUUGUCGUGAAUGAUGUUGAUCUCCCUCCAUGGGCCAAGAAGCCCGAAGACUUUGUCCGUAUCAACAGGAUGGCCCUGGAAAGUGAGUUUGUAUCAUGUCAACUUCAUCAGUGGAUUGACCUUAUAUUUGGCUACAAGCAACGAGGACCAGAAGCAGUGCGUGCACUCAAUGUUUUCCACUACCUAACAUAUGAAGGCUCUGUGAACCUGGACAGUAUCACCGAUCCUGUCCUCAGGGAGGCCAUGGAAGCGCAGAUACAGAACUUUGGACAGACGCCAUCGCAGUUGCUCAUUGAGCCCCAUCCACCUCGGAGCUCUGCCAUGCACCUGUGUUUCCUUCCACAGAGCCCCCUCAUGUUUAAAGAUCAGAUGCAACAGGAUGUGAUAAUGGUGCUGAAGUUUCCCUCAAAUUCCCCUGUCACACACGUGGCAGCCAACACACUGCCCCACCUAACCAUUCCUGCCGUGGUGACCGUCACUUGCAGCAGGCUGUUUGCAGUCAAUCGGUGGCACAACACAGUAGGCCUUCGGGGAGCCCCAGGAUAUUCUUUGGAUCAAGCUCAUCAUCUUCCAAUUGAAAUGGAUCCAUUGAUUGCCAAUAACUCUGGUGUGAACAAACGGCAGAUCACAGACCUUGUGGAUCAGAGCAUCCAGAUCAAUGCGCAUUGCUUCGUGGUCACAGCAGAUAACCGCUACAUUCUUAUCUGUGGUUUCUGGGACAAGAGCUUUCGAGUUUAUUCUACAGAAACAGGAAAAUUAACUCAGAUUGUGUUUGGCCACUGGGAUGUCGUGACUUGCCUUGCCAGAUCGGAGUCCUAUAUUGGGGGUGAUUGCUACAUUGUGUCUGGGUCUCGCGACGCUACGUUGCUGCUUUGGUACUGGAGUGGCCGACAUCACAUUAUAGGCGACAAUCCAAAUAGCAGUGAUUAUCCAGCUCCUCGCGCUGUUCUAACUGGCCACGACCAUGAAGUUGUCUGUGUGUCGGUCUGUGCAGAGCUGGGACUUGUUAUCAGUGGUGCUAAAGAAGGUCCUUGCCUAGUACACACAAUUACUGGAGAUUUGCUGAGAGCCCUGGAAGGAACAGAAAACUGCUUGUAUCCUCGCUUAAUUUCGGUAUCUAGUGAAGGUCACUGCAUCAUCUACUAUGAACGAGGACGGUUCAGCAAUUUCAGCAUUAAUGGCAAACUCUUAGCUCAGAUGGAGAUCAACGAUUCAACUAGGGCCAUCCUCCUGAGCAGUGAUGGGCAGAACCUGGUGACAGGAGGAGACAACGGUGUAGUGGAAGUAUGGCAGGCUUGUGACUUCAAGCAGCUCUAUAUUUACCCUGGCUGUGAUGCUGGCAUAAGAGCUAUGGAUCUGUCUCAUGAUCAGAGAACUCUGAUUACUGGCAUGGCUUCUGGAAGCAUCGUAGCUUUUAACAUAGAUUUUAACCGGUGGCAUUAUGAACAUCAGAACAGAUACUGAAACUGAAUGAAGAACUGAAAGCCCAGGUAAAGCUGAGAGCACAAGUGCUGCAAUGAAAGGUGUAGUCUCUGGUGGAAAACCACGUCUGCAUUGACCUCCGUUGUACAUUCCAUUACACCCAGCAAUAGCUGUACAUUGUAGUCAGCAACCAUUUUACUUUGUGUGUUUUUUCACAACUGAACACCAGCUGCUGAGAAGCAAGCUUGUAUCAUGUAAAUUAUAUGAAUUAGGAAAUGUUUUGGUAAUUAUUUCAUAUAUCUUUCUUUACUGAGAAAAGGUAGUAGGAUGCGCCACAAGAGACUUUUGAAAAUUCUGGGGAAUCUUGUGUCCAGUUAUUUCAAUGUUUAGGCUUUGAACCUAACAUGCAUCCCAUCUCCAGCCUCUUUUCAAGCUGAGAUUAAAAAAAAUAUGUUUGAUACUUUGUACAUCAGAUGCACAUCUUAACUUUAAAGGGAUACUUUUGUAAAAGUAAAACCUUGUAUAAAGAACAAAACUGUUUCUUAAUUUUAUUGUGGAGUUACAACUUGCAUGUACUUUAAACCUGAUGUCUUGAAGGAACAGGUGCAUUCACACAAAUCAGACUGGAGAUCUGCCUAAGGGUACAGCUUGUUUUAAAGGGUUGAAUUUGGGAACAAACAGUAAUUUUGACAUUUCUACCCACAUAUGUUUUUCACUUUUUGAAUCUAAAGUUUACCCCAACGAAGUGGAGUUCUGCUCAUGAAGCAUUUGGAUGAAAAGCCAUCAUUUGCCAUAUUUAUACUUUAUACAAUAAAAAUUAAUUUCCUCCCUUUUAAAUUCAAAAACUAGACAGAAAGGGAGCAAAGAGGGAAGUUCAGUUUAAUGCUUUGUAAUGCUUAAUGACUCCCAAUACAGACAAAGUGCUAUACUUCUGGAUUAUUAAUAUUUGGCCUACAAAUCACGGGCAAGAGAGCCCUCAUUGAUUUUUUACCUAAUUUGUCCUCUAAGGACCUGAGCCUUAGUUUCAUUGUAAAGGUGACUGAGGUUGUUCUUUUCAGUUCUUCUGAAAAUCUCACCUGAAGCCACUCAGAUUAAGGCACUUCAUCUUUUACAAUACUGUAAUGAUAAUUAUCAGAAUAAUUUUCUGCACAUUGUACUGAUCAAAUUACACACCCAGGGGUAUAUACACUUUAAUUCAUGUUUCUUCUUUGUAUAUUUGGUGACUGUAUUGUCAUAGAUGUACAUAUUGUGUCGGUAGGGCUAUGAGGCAUGUAACAGGAAUGUAAUUUUCUCAGAAUUUACACUCACUUGCAGUCAUUUAUUUAAAAAGAUAAUGGAUUCUUUGUAUUGGCACUUUGCACCAGAAACAUAUCAUUAUUUAUCGAUGUGAUUACUUAUUUGUUAUUCACCUUGUAUUAGUAAGUUUAGCACUAAAUUUCCUUCUUCAUUGUUGUUUGUAUUUAAAAGAUUCGGCAAUCAUGGGGAUCAGCGUAAUGAUUAAGUUAUUCAUCACCUGUCUGUAAGCAAUAUCUUGAGUUUGUAGCUUAGAAUUGGGAGACUAUUGAACAUCUGGAGGACAAGUUCAUUUCAUCUUGAGAUCAUGGUGAAAUAUUUUGGAUAUAUAAAUUCCUUAAGCUAUUGUAACCAUGUUUUAUUGCAAACAUGUAAAAUAUGCCAGAUGUGUGUGAGUUGGAAAUCAAAAAGAAAAAUAAAAUAUGCAAAGAAUUCAA
Neopelma chrysocephalum (saffron-crested tyrant-manakin) is the source of this 10622-nucleotide messenger RNA. It is a transcript of the gene NBEA, whose product is annotated as neurobeachin. The transcript has 57 exons. Gene Ontology annotation, biological process: intracellular protein localization. The record is from RefSeq and is a predicted model, not a curated record. Gene Ontology annotation, molecular function: protein kinase binding. NCBI's taxonomy places the organism in Eukaryota, Metazoa, Chordata, Aves, Passeriformes, Pipridae. Gene Ontology annotation, cellular component: membrane; cytosol. The coding region runs from base 229 to 8934 and encodes 2901 amino acids.